Molecule: messenger RNA, 2415 nt
Organism: Thermochaetoides thermophila DSM 1495
Lineage: Eukaryota; Fungi; Ascomycota; Sordariomycetes; Sordariales; Chaetomiaceae
Product: AP-3 complex subunit beta-like protein
Exons: 3
Coding region: 1-2415 (804 amino acids)
Biological process (GO): vesicle-mediated transport; intracellular protein transport
Cellular component (GO): AP-3 adaptor complex; membrane coat
Source: RefSeq, a predicted model, not a curated record
AUGGAGUCAAUAUCGCGGAUAACGAGCCUGAUUGAGACGGCUAGGGAGUUCACCCUCGAUGCUGCCUCGAUCGCACGAACUCGGAGCUCGUACAAGCCGCUGGACCGGGCCCAAGUGAAGAGGUUACUGGACAGUCGCAAUGAGCGCGAGGUCCUCGACGGGCUUCGGCGCGUCAUCACUAUGAUGUACCGCGGCCAGAAGACCCUUCCCCUAUUCUCCUCCGUUGUCAAGAAUGUUGCCUCGUCGAACCUCGAAAUCAAGAAGCUUGUCUACAUCUAUCUGAUUCACCAUGCCGAGGAGGAGCCCGACCUGGCUCUGCUAUCCAUCAAUACUAUCCAGAAGUCGCUGUCAGACACCAACCCCCAGGUGCGGGCCUUGGCCCUGAAAACCAUGUCGGGCAUCCGUGUGCCGGUCAUUAGUCAGAUCGUGUCGCUGGCUAUUAGGAAAGGAGCCGGCGACAUGAGCCCCUACGUCCGACGCGCUGCGGCAUUAGCCAUCCCCAAGUGCUAUCGCCUCGACCCCUCGCAGCUCCCCCAACUGAUCGAGUACCUCUCAACGCUGCUGGGAGACAAGCAAUACUAUGUGGCCGGCGCCGCUGUGACGGCCUUCAUGGCAGUGUGUCCUGACAGGAUAGACCUGAUCCACAAGCAUUAUCGGACAUUAGUUAGGAUGGUGGUUGAUAUGGAUGAGUGGAGUCAGCUAUCGACCCUACGAUUGAUGACAAUCUAUGCGCGGAAGUGUUUCCCAAGAAGGACGAAAAUUGUCAAGAUCAGGGAGAAGGCCCCUGAUCUGCAGGGUUUCUACGAGGACGAAAAGGAAUUAAGCGCAGAUGGGGAGCAGGUUAUUGUCUUGGACCCGGACCACAGGCUCCUGCUUGACAGUAUCAAACCUCUCCUGCAGUCUCGGAACUCGGGUGUUGUUGUGGCUGUUGCACGCUGCUACUCAGCCAUCGGCACGCCCGAGUACAUGAGGGCAGCUGUCGGCCCUCUUGUAGCACUGCUCCGUGGUGCUCAAGACAUCCAACACAUCGCUCUCUACAAUAUUGUCUCAAUCUGCCUUAGCUGCCCUGCCGAUUUUGUCAAAUACGCCACACAUUUUCUGGUUCGUGCAACGGACCCUCAGCCGGUCUGGGAACUUAAGCUGGAGGUGCUCACUCUUAUCUUCCCUCAUGCUCCACCACACGUCAAGAGCCUCAUUCUCAAUGAGCUCGAACACUUUAGCAGAGGCUCGGACAAGGCGCUGGUUAGAGAGGCUGUUAGGGCUAUUGGCCGUUGUGCCCAGAAGGACUUGUCCACGGCACCGAGGUGUCUGCGACUCCUUCUGGGACAAAUCACCAGUCUAGACGGUACACUGGCAGCUGAAAGUCUAACGGUCAUUCGACAUCUGAUUCAGCAAGAUCCAAAUGCCCAUAUUGCUACAGUUAUCCGACUAGCCAAGAACCUCGACACUGCUACCGAUCCCCAAGCACGAGCCACCAUCAUCUGGCUCGUUGGAGAAUUCUCCGGGCUCAACGGCGAGGACAACAUUGCAGCUGAUGUCCUGCGCAUUCUCCUUAAAGACUUCGCCUCGGAACCAGAGAUCGUCAAGCGCCAAAUCGUCCUCCUCGGUGCAAAAGUAUAUCUACACCACCUUAACCGCCAGAUCGAGGAAGCUCAAUCAUCACAGCCAUCUUCUGAUGUACCAGGAGACUCCUCGCUGUCUCUCCCUCCACAAAACUCUCGAGUCCCCAAAUCCUUGGAAGAAGAUAACCACCCUGCAGCCAAACUCUGGCGUUAUCUCCUCCAGCUCGUCCGCUAUGACACAUCCUACGACCUCCGCGACCGUACCCGCCUGUACAAGGCCCUGCUGGUCGUUCCUCAACUAGCCACACUGAUGCUGCUGGCUCCGAAACCCGCCCCUGAGACACCGAGUCCAUCUGAGACUAGAAAAGGGUUUCUCCUUGGCUCGUCUUCCCUCGUCGUGGCUGGCGGUGGCGCCAUACAUGGCAUCAAGGGUUAUCGCGACCUUCCUCCGUGGGUUGAGGAGGGUCAAGAGCCUGAUCCGAAGUUGAGGGAGAGAGAAGGUGACGCGGUUGCUGCUGGUAGGGACAGCCUUGGGGGCAAGGUUCCGGCGGCAGCGAUUUUGGAUGCUACUGCAGCGGCGGCUGCAUCGUCCAGUGGUUCUAAGCCUGGGAGCAGAGGGGCGAAUGGCAUUGGGGAGAAGACUUUGGAUGAUUGGCUGGCUGAGUCUGAGGAGGAAGAAGCACAACAGGAGUCUGAGGAAGAUGAGGAAGAGGAGGAGUCUGAGGAGGAAGAAGAGUCUGAAGAAGAGGAAGACCAGGAGGAGGAGGAGGAGGAGGAGGAGGAGGAGGAGGAGGAGGAGGAGGACUCGAGCAGUGAUGAAGAAACGGCACAACUUAUGCAGCCGUCGUCAUAG